AUGACUUCACCCACCCCUCCCAUGCUUGUUUCCAUCUUGUUCUUUAUAUCCUUAUUCAUUGGGAGCAACUCCUUGUCUACCACCUUUUACGAUAAUACUUGUCCAAAUGCUCUUACUACCAUACGAACAUCCAUCAGACAAGCUGUAUCUCGCGAGCGUCGCAUGGCAGCAUCCCUUAUUCGCCUACAUUUUCACGAUUGUUUUGUACAGGGAUGUGAUGCUUCUGUCUUACUCGACGAAAACACAACCCCCGCGAGUGAGAGAAACGCAAUACAAAAUCAAAAUUCUGCUAGGGGAUUCAAUGUUAUUGAUGCGGCCAAGGCUCAAGUCGAGCAAAUAUGUCCUGGAAUUGUUUCGUGUGCUGAUAUACUUGCCUUAGCUGCCAGAGAUGCUUCAGUUGCCGUGGGUGGUCCAACAUGGAAUGUAAAUCUGGGAAGAAGAGACUCCACCACUGCAAAUUUAGACGAAGCUAAAAGAGAUCUUCCAUUAUUUACAAGCACCCUGCGUGAACAUAUUGAAAACUUCAACAAGAAAGGUCUCAAUGAAAGAGAUAUGGUGGCCUUAUCGGGUUCGCACACCAUUGGACAAGCUCAAUGUGUCACUUUUCGAGACAGAAUAUACAACGGAACAAACAUUGAUGAUAAUUUCGCAAGAACUCGACAACGUCGAUGUCCUAACAACCAACAAGUCGGCAACGGGAAUUUGGCACCUCUUGACUUAGUCACACCUAAUUCUUUUGACAACAACUACUUUAAGAAUUUAAUUCAAAGAAAGGGUCUUCUCCAAUCCGAUCAAAUAUUGUUUAGCGGUGGUUCUACCGAUAACAUUGUGACAGAAUAUAGUCGCAACCGUGCAAAAUUUAGCGAUGAUUUUGCAUCAGCUAUGGUGAAGAUGGGAGACAUCAAACCAACCACAGGACAAAAUGGGAUCAUUAGAAGGGUGUGCAGCAACUUGAAUUAAGCCUUGAACACCACAACUAAUAGUUUUGUGU
This is a messenger RNA of Impatiens glandulifera, 991 nucleotides long. RefSeq names its product lignin-forming anionic peroxidase-like. The coding region runs from base 1 to 960 and encodes 319 amino acids. Gene Ontology annotation, biological process: hydrogen peroxide catabolic process; response to oxidative stress. The transcript is spliced from 3 exons. NCBI's taxonomy places the organism in Eukaryota, Viridiplantae, Streptophyta, Magnoliopsida, Ericales, Balsaminaceae. The record is from RefSeq and is a predicted model, not a curated record. Gene Ontology annotation, molecular function: peroxidase activity; heme binding.